This is a messenger RNA of Magallana angulata, 861 nucleotides long. RefSeq lists its product as uncharacterized. NCBI's taxonomy places the organism in Eukaryota, Metazoa, Mollusca, Bivalvia, Ostreida, Ostreidae. The coding region runs from base 58 to 861 and encodes 267 amino acids. The transcript has 8 exons. The record is from RefSeq and is a predicted model, not a curated record.
UUUUUUUAAAACUAGUUGCUCCAUAAUGUUGUCGAUGACUAUACAUCUAAUUUGAUAAUGACAAUCACGGAUAUGAAUAUCUGGCUGAAAAUAUUAAUAAUGUUUGUGGUAUUCCACAAAGUCAAAAUGAAAAGGCUCGUGGUGAAUACAACAUGUUUGGAGUUAGCUAAGCCCUCCAAUCAACAGCUCCGUUUGACCUGUAGUCAAUAUGAUUAUCAUUGUCUUCUGGAUGAGACUUUCACCAAUGAGUUUGAGGUCUGCAGGGAGUGGAAAUGGAUUCCUGGAGGAAGGUGUGCGUAUUUCAAUACAUAUGAGGCAGGUAAUAUCGACGGACGACCGUGUAUUAAUUCGGGAAAGUGGUUAUGUCCGAAUAUGCAGUAUUCGUCUGAAGAAACUACUAACUAUCCUGCGUGUCAUAUGAAGAAAACCAGCGUUGCUAUAACAACAAGUUCCUUUCAGGUUGCUUCAGAAUAUCCCUCCGAUAAAAAUAAUUCGACUUCAUUACAAUUUCAUGAAACCAUUGGAAAAACAAACGUUAGAGCGGGCAUAAUCAUUAUAAGUGUCUAUCUAUCGAUCGGAGUUACGAUUCUUUUACUAUCCAUUGUGUGGUACCUCAGAUACAGAAAAGUCGCCAACGGUAGAGACGGCACAGAAUCGAACGGUAGAAAAAGUGAUCCCCGAACUGUAGAACACCAACCACUUAAUGGUGAUGGUUCUGAUAAAAAACACAUAAUGAAAGGAAAUUCAGCAGAGAGUGUGCAAGGUUCACAGCUUGAUCCUACAAUAGCAUGUGAUGAUGAUGAAUCCCCUGAGGCGUUUUAUAUGACUCAACAGAGCAAAACAAAAGAAACGGGUGGGUAA